AUAGGAAGUCAGGAGGGCGGGAUCAGGUCAGAGAAGCGAUGUUUUGUGUUCUGGCUCUGCUAAUGCGCAUAUUUACACGUUAUGAUCCGCUAUUAAAUAUUAAUUAGUUGUCGGUAAUUAUAUUCAAACACACGGUUUGUGUUUCUAACGUUUAAUUGGUUGAAGUGUCGUAAUGGAUGUUGUCUGAGGCGACCUGGAGACUCGUUCGCCAUGAGCCACCGCACCAUCCACCUGUUCCGCAAAGGCCUGCGCCUGCACGAUAACCCCGGCCUGCAGGGGGCGCUAGCCUCGUCCGCCGCGCUGUUCCCCGUGUUCGUGCUGGACCGCGCGCUCCUCGAGGAGACGACGCCCGUGGCCCCGACCCGCUGGCGCUUCAUCCUGCAGAGCCUGGAGGAUCUGGACGCGCGUCUGCGUGCGCUAGGCUCGCGGCUCUACGUCCUGCGCGGCUCGACGGCGACGGUCCUGCGCGACCUCGUGACCCGCUGGAGCAUCACGCAGAUCAGCUACGACACCGAGGUGGAGCCGUAUCACGCCCGCGUGGAGCGGGACAUACAAGCGCUCGCGGAGGAACGCGGACUGCAAACGCACACGUGUGUGUCGCACACGCUGUACGACGUCCAGAGGAUCCUUCAGGCUAAUGGCGGCUCUCCUCCGCUCACAUACAAGAAGUUCCUGUACGUUCUGUCAGUUUUGGGCGAGCCAGAGAAACCGUGCCGGGACAUCAGCGCUGAGGACUUCCUGAGAUGCCCGACCCCUGCGGAUCCCGAGCUGGCGUACGGCGUCCCGUCUCUGGCCGAUCUGGGGCUGGAGGUUCAGUCGGACACACUGUGGCCCGGCGGAGAGACACACGCGCUCCAGAGGCUCCACACACACUUCCAGAGUCAGGGAUGGGUGUCGAGCUUCUCCAAGCCGCGUACGGUGCCGAACUCUCUCCUGCCCAGCACUACAGCGCUCAGCCCGUACCUGAGCCUCGGCUGUCUGUCGGUGCGCUCCUUCUACCACAGACUCGCCAGCGUCUACGCACAGUCGAGGAACCACUCGCUGCCGCCCGUGUCUCUUCAGGGCCAGCUUCUGUGGCGCGAGUUCUUCUACACCGUUGCCUCCGCCACGCCAAACUUCACCAAGAUGGAGGGGAACCCGAUCUGCCUGCAGAUCCGCUGGUACCACGAGCCCGAGUCUCUGGAGAAGUGGAGAACCGCCCGCACCGGGUUCCCCUGGGUGGACGCCAUCAUGACCCAGCUGCGGCAGGAGGGCUGGAUCCAUCACCUGGCCCGACACGCCGUCGCCUGCUUCCUGACCCGGGGAGACCUGUGGAUCAGCUGGGAGGAGGGCAUGAAGGUGUUCGAGGAGUUCCUGCUGGACGCGGACUACAGCUUGAACGCUGGGAACUGGAUGUGGUUGUCCGCCAGCGCGUUCUUCCACAAGUACACCAGAAUCUUCUGCCCGGUGCGCUUCGGUCGUCGGACUGACCCUCAAGGACAGUAUCUGAGGAAGUACCUGCCCGUGCUGAAGAACUUCCCCUCUCAGUAUAUUUAUGAGCCGUGGAAAGCGCCUAAAGACGUCCAGCUCAGCGCCGGCUGCAUCAUCGGUAAGGACUAUCCUUGUCCCAUGGUGUGCCACACAGAGGCGAGUCAGAGGAACCUGGGUUUGAUGCGUCAGGUGCGCACGGAGCAGCAGAAAACGGCAGAACUCACGCGAGAUGUGACAGAUGACCCGAUGGAGGCGGGGCUUAAGCGUGAGUUGCAGGAGGAGGAGGAGCUUCUAGAGGGGGCGGAGCCACAUCGCAGGUCGAAACGUUUGAGUGGCAGCGCUGAUCAUAAGUCCCGCCCCUCCAGCUGGACGCCAGAGACUGUGCGGCUCAGCGAAGAUGUCACAUGACUGUACUCGAGGAUCAUGUGACAUACCGAAC
Messenger RNA from Rhinichthys klamathensis goyatoka, 1909 nucleotides. It is a transcript of the gene cry4, whose product is annotated as cryptochrome circadian regulator 4. Gene Ontology annotation, cellular component: cytoplasm; nucleus. The transcript has 11 exons. Gene Ontology annotation, molecular function: DNA binding; FAD binding. The coding region runs from base 211 to 1878 and encodes 555 amino acids. Gene Ontology annotation, biological process: entrainment of circadian clock by photoperiod; circadian regulation of gene expression. The record is from RefSeq and is a predicted model, not a curated record. NCBI's taxonomy places the organism in Eukaryota, Metazoa, Chordata, Actinopteri, Cypriniformes, Leuciscidae.